AGAGGAGGAGAAAGGCAGCUUACACACGCCUUCCAGUCCCUCCACUCAGAGCAGCCCGAAGACCGCUGCCGCUGCCGCCGCCGCCGCUUUCGCUGCUACCGCUCUGCCACCUGAGGGGACCGCCUGGACUCGCCGCCCCUGUUGCUACCCUCGGCGAUUCCUUUCUAGCACCGGCCUUUUUAUGCACACUGCCACUACCAUUAAAUAUUAUUAUUCCAAGAGAAGGAGAAUAACAGACCAGACUAAAAGAACCACGUACACCUUUCCGAAAUACUCAAGUGUCUCCAGGGAAGAGAGGGUCACCGGUGCUUGGAAGGGCAGCCCAGGGGCCAAGGGCAGGUGUUGAAGGGGAGGGAGGAAGAGUUGGGGCACUGCGUGGUGGAAAGUUGCUUGCGGCGGAGACCCAAAGGUCCAGCGCCCAGAGCCCAGGGGGACCGUGUGUCUGGGAGAAGCCGCUGCCCCUGCGUUCGGACCUGCGAGCUCGCGGGCAGCGCGGGGCCGGGGACGACGCCCCCUCCUGCGGCGCGGACUCUGUCGGUGGCCCCCGAGGAGGAGGAGGAAUAUGGAAUCGAAGGCGGGCCCCUCCUGCCGUCUAGUCUUCUGCCUCUUGAUCUCCGCCGCUGUCCUCAGGCCAGGCCUUGGAUGGUAUACUGUAAACUCAGCAUAUGGAGAUACCAUUAUCAUGCCUUGCCUACUCGAGGUACCUCAGAAUCUCAUGUUUGGCAAAUGGAAAUAUGAAAAGCCCGAUGGCUCCCCAGUAUUUAUUGCCUUCAGGUCCUCUACAAAGAAAAGUGUGCAGUACGACGAUGUACCAGAAUACAAAGACAGAUUGAGCCUCUCAGAAAACUACACUUUGUCUAUCAGUAAUGCAAGGAUCAGUGAUGAAAAGAGAUUUGUGUGCAUGCUAGUAACUGAGGACAACGUGUUUGAGGCACCUACAAUAGUCAAGGUGUUCAAGCAACCAUCCAAACCUGAAAUUGUGAGCAAAGCACCUUUUCUCGAAACAGAGCAGCUAAAAAAGUUGGGAGACUGCAUUUCAAAAGACAGUUAUCCAGAUGGCAACAUCACAUGGUACAGGAGUGGAAAAGUGCUGCAACCCCUUGAAGGAGUGGUGGUCUUAAUUUUUAAAAAGCAAAUGGACCCGGUAACUCAGCUCUAUACCAUGACUUCAUCCCUGGAGUACAAGGCAACCAAGACUGACAUACAAAUGCCAUUCACCUGCUCUGUGACGUAUUAUGGACCAUCUGGCCAGAAAACACUUCAGUCUGAACAAGCAAUCUUUGAUAUUUACUAUCCUACUGAGCAAGUGACAAUACAAGUGCUGCCAUCAAAAAAUGCCAUCAAAGAAGGGGAUAACAUCACUCUUACGUGCUUGGGAAAUGGUAACCCUCCUCCUGAGGAAUUUUUGUUUUACUUACCAGGACAGCCUGAAGGAAUAAGAAGCUCAAAUACUUACACGUUGACAGAUGUAAGGCGCAAUGCAACAGGAGACUACAAAUGCUCCCUGAUAGACAAAAAAAGCAUGAUUGCUUCAACAGCCAUCACAGUUCACUAUUUGGAUUUGUCCUUAAACCCAAGUGGGGAAGUGACCAAACAGAUUGGCGAUACCUUGCCUGUGUCAUGCACAAUAUCUGCUAGUAGGAAUGCAACCGUGGUAUGGAUGAAAGACAACAUCAGGCUUCGAUCCAGACCAUCAUUUUCUAGUCUCCAUUAUCAGGAUGCUGGAAACUAUGUUUGUGAAACUGCUCUGCAAGAGGUUGAAGGCCUAAAGAAGAGAGAGUCAUUGACACUCAUAGUAGAAGGAAAACCUCAAAUCAAAAUGACAAAGAAAACUGAUCCCAGUGGACUGUCUAAAACAAUUAUCUGCCAUGUGGAAGGUUUUCCGAAGCCAGCUAUACAGUGGACAAUUACCGGCAGUGGAAGCGUCAUAAACCAAACAGAGGAAUCUCCUUAUAUCAAUGGCAGGUAUUAUAGUAAAAUUAUCAUUUCCCCUGAAGAGAAUGUUACAUUAACUUGCACAGCAGAAAACCAGCUGGAGAGAACAGUAAACUCCUUGAAUGUCUCUGCUAUAAGUAUUCCAGAGCACGAUGAGGCAGACGAGAUAAGUGAUGAAAACAGAGAAAAGGUGAAUGACCAGGCAAAACUAAUUGUGGGAAUCGUUGUUGGUCUCCUCCUUGCUGCCCUGGUCGCUGGUGUUGUCUACUGGCUGUACAUGAAGAAAUCAAAGACUGCAUCAAAACACGUAAACAAGGACCUUGGUAAUCUGGAGGAAAACAAAAAGUUAGAAGAAAACAAUCACAAAACAGAAGCCUAAGAGAGAAACUGUUCUAAUUGUUGUCCAG
This is a messenger RNA of Zalophus californianus (California sea lion), 2342 nucleotides long. It is a transcript of the gene ALCAM, whose product is annotated as activated leukocyte cell adhesion molecule. NCBI's taxonomy places the organism in Eukaryota, Metazoa, Chordata, Mammalia, Carnivora, Otariidae. Bases 563 to 2314 code for a protein of 583 amino acids. The record is from RefSeq and is a predicted model, not a curated record. Gene Ontology annotation, cellular component: plasma membrane. Gene Ontology annotation, biological process: cell adhesion. The transcript is spliced from 15 exons.